AUGGGCUCAAUGGCAGGAGACCCGGAUCUCUCGGACUCCUCCGCAUCGCCGGAACCAUCUGGCAUUGCGCAGACACAAGCACCGAAAAGGACAGCAGAUGCAGCAGGGCUCAGGCCUGGAGGUCGACCAGCGAAGAGUGUCAAGCGAAGAGCAUCGAAGGCUUGCCAAUGCUGUCGAGCCAGGAAAGUUCGAUGCAAUGUUGUCGAACACGGAGCACCGUGCACAAACUGUCGAUUAGACGAAGUCGAUUGCAUUGUCUCUGAGAGCAAGCGGAAGAAGAAGUGGUCUAACAACGACAAUGGCGACGACUCACUUCAACAUCUGGGUGGCAUAGACGACGAUGACAUCGCGGGAUUACCCAUGACAGCACAUGCGCCGUAUGAGCCACUGAAGAGGAACACGGAGCACAAGCCGCACGCUCUAUACCAGGACUUGGGUCGAGAUGUACCCUCGACCAACACACUAUCGACUGCAUCCUUGUACACGCCGAACAUGCUCAUGAAUCUGCAACGACUUGGUCGAAAGCCAUCGCUUGUUGAGACAGCACCAAUGUUAGCAGGCCUGCCGACGCCAACCCAGCCUUCUUACCACCUUCCGAACUACGUUAAACCUUUGCCCACAAAGCUCAGUGCCGACGACAUUCUGUAUCUUGAGAAGAAAGGGGCCUUGGUGAUUCCUCCGGUACCACUUCGUGACGAGCUCUUGCGAUGUUACAUCGAAUUCAUCUAUCCUUUCAUGCCUUCACUCGACGUCCACAACAUGGUCCGGACAAUCGAUCGCAACGACGGUAGCCAGACUAUCAGUCUGCUCUUACUGCAGUCCAUCAUGUUUGCGGGUAUCGCAUCAGUCGAUAUGAGAUAUCUCAAAGCUGCUGGCUACGACACAAGAAGAGAUGCUAGAAGGGACUUUUUCGCGAAAACGAGACUGCUCUACGAUUUCGAUAUCGAAGCGGAUCGUGUCUCGCUGAUCCAGUCUCUGCUGUUGAUGACAUACUGGUAUGAGACUCCAGACGAUCAGAAGGACAGUCACCAUUGGAUGGGCAUUGCCGUAUCGCUCUCGCACACGAUCGGACUGCACCGUAAUCCAGAAAAGUCGGCAGCGAUGGACAAACCACGACAACGUUUAUGGAAGCGGAUAUGGUGGUCAACAUACAUGCGUGAUCGGCUAGUAGCUCUGGGAAUGCGGAGGCCGACUCGCAUAAAAGACGCAGAUUUCGAUGUUCCGAUGCUGGAGCUGGAAGACUUCGAGUGCGACGUCCUGUCCGAAGGCCCUUCAUGUAUUCCGGCCGAUUGCACAACUCUGCGUAGUGCAGAGAAGCAGCGGGAGCUGGCGAUCAUGUGUGUUGAAAAAGCCAAGCUCUGCGUAAGCAUCAGCAAUGUGCUUUCAGUGCAGUACUCUGUGCUACACAACAAUCAUGGAAUCGUAAGCGAUCAGGGUACGACACGCGUGACCAUGAUGCUGGUAGCCAGGCGACAUGACCCAGAGAUCAACGAAGUGCAGGCUUGUGAUAUCGAGCUCAAGCAAUGGAAGGAUGAUCUGGCCGAAGAAGCAAAGUAUGUUGAGCCAAGCUGGAGCGAUGUCGACUCUGGGAACGACGACAUUGUACUGAAUCGCUCAUUAUUGCACAUGGUCUACUAUGCAGCAUUAUCAGCACUGCAUCGACCGCAAGUGCUUCCCUCAACUGCGAUGCCACCACGUAGCACGCAGUCCGACCAACUAGAGACUUCUCGCAAAGCAGUUCGACUGGCGGCAAGUGAAAUCACUAGCAUUGCCAAUCGUCUGUAUAACCUAGACCUGGUCCGCUUUUUACCGUCUCCAGGGAUCACGGUGCUACUGCCUGCCAUCAUCAUCCAUCUUCUCGAUAUUAAAGCACCCGACGAGACCACACGGAAGACCAGUCUCCAAGGCUUCUGUCAAUGUAUGCAGAUCAUGGCUCGUCUCCGCGACAUCUAUGCCGCAGCAGACUACUCUACCGCCUUCCUCGAAGCCGCCAUACGCAAGGCCGAGAUCACACUUCCGCAGAAGUCGAACGAGAUGAAGGAGCCACGCAAUAUCAUAACUUCUGCUCAAGGACUGAUGGAAGCCGGGCGUCGUCUGACUUCUGGCCAGGACUCCGGCGCCCUUACACCACCUCCUGACGCCCAUCAGAACGGUGAUCACCAUCAUCACCACGAUCAGCUAACCGACGACGACAUCGCGCACAAGCUGAACACCUACCUCGCCAGCACACCACCGGACUCAGACCAUCAACCUAGCAUCAAUGACGGGCCAAUGGUCAUAGACGGUGCCAUGCAAAUCCCUCUUAUGGAUUUCGAGCCCGACUUCGACAGCAUGAUCAAUUUGGAUGCUGCGGGCGAAGGGUGGCUGAUGGAGGAUGGUGGGUUUGUGGGCGGAGAGAGUAGUGGUUUCACUAUGGAUGUGGGCUGGAUGAAGAGUAUUUCCAAGGAUGGUGGGCUGGAGAUGCCUGUUAUUGAUGAGGUGGAUGAGGUUGUUGAGGAGGGGAUUGGUGGUGAUGUUUAG
Molecule: messenger RNA, 2520 nt
Organism: Recurvomyces mirabilis
Lineage: Eukaryota; Fungi; Ascomycota; Dothideomycetes; Mycosphaerellales; Teratosphaeriaceae
Exons: 3
Coding region: 1-2520 (839 amino acids)
Biological process (GO): DNA-templated transcription; regulation of DNA-templated transcription
Molecular function (GO): DNA binding; DNA-binding transcription factor activity, RNA polymerase II-specific; zinc ion binding
Source: RefSeq, a predicted model, not a curated record